AUGUCUGAACAAGAGCGUAUACAGGAAUGUCUGAGGAAAGAAAUAAGAUCACUUCUUAUUUCUACCAAAAAUGGUUUGACCCCGCAGCAGUUGGAAAAGGAGUACCUUUUGAUGGUUGGCAAUCACCUACCCCUCCGAAUCCUGGGGUAUCGGUCCACCAUGGAGUUGGUGUUAGACAUGCCUGAUGUGGUCAGUGUCUGCCCCUGUGGAAAUGGUACCAUAAUACUGAAAGCCAUUCCAGAUGAAUCCACAAAAGGAAUAGCAAAUUUAGUUGCAAAACAGAGGAGCAGCACUAAGGUUCGAAACUCCAUACAAAAGGGAAGAGCCAGUGCUUGCUCUGGGCCAACCUCUCGUCGAGUGCCUUACCGGGGAAGGGUGCCUCCCAUUCUCCCAGCUGUUGUGAAGAGUGAGUUGAAAGACCUCUUGGCAUUGUCUCCUGUUCUCCUUUCUGAUUUUGAAAAGGCGUUUGUCAAGCGAUUUGGACGAUCAUUUCAAUAUGUGCAGUAUGGAUUUCUGUCUAUGUUUGAAGUGUUGAAUGCAGCUUCAGAUAUCAUUGCUGUAGAGCAGACCAGAGCAGGUUCUUUACUGAUGCUAAAGAAGAAUAUGUCUGAGGAAAAGCAUAGAGGAUGGCCAGCAGGUAAAAAUUUUAGUCAGCCAUUUAGAAUGAAACAGCAGGGGGCAUACCCCACAGGCUGUCCAGUUGCAAAGGCACCCUUUUUACAACCCUCUUCAAACAUGGAAUCACCAAAGCAAAUACUGGCCCCCGAGAAGACGUCAUUCAAUGCAAUGGAAACUUCAAGGCUGAACCACACUGAAAAAUUAAACCAGUUGGAGAACACAUUCAAAUCAGUUAUUGCACAAAUUGGACCUGGAGGGACUAUCAAUCCAGAACUAAAACAUAAGAUAAAAUUUGUUGUGGCUAAAUUUCCAGAGGGUUUGUUUAUUUCUAAACUGCUUGGAGAGUUUGAGAUAGUUUUUAAAGAACAGCUUUCACCAAAGAAAUUGGGCUUCUUAAACAUAACAGAACUUGUUGGAGCUCUUAGUGACAUUCUUCGUGUUGAGUUUAGGGAAGGAGAACAAGACUUGCUGGUGUUUGAUGCUGAGAUGAGGCCGGUACAGCCUGAUACCACUAUUUCAUCAGUUAAAAACCCAUGGCUAGUUCAACCAACUAAGAAAGUAGAAGCCAAAGGUUGGGUCUCCAGUCCCCCUAGAAAUUCACUGUCUACUGCUGCUGUAAAGGAGACUACAUGGGAUGGCCUCUUGAAAACUUGUAAAGACCCAGAACAGAAGAUUUGCAAGAAGCCUAAUCUGGUGGUAAAGCCUUUACAGCUGCAAGUAGAAGCAGACAAAUCACAGCUCAACUUGGCAAUCGCAAAUCAUGAUAUUCCACCAGAUGCUUCCCGGGAAAAGAAAUUAUGCAAACUUCCCCCACUGGAUACCAGCACUCUUGUAGGAGUCUUUGUGGAAUAUAUUGUUUCUCCUAGUCAAUUCUACAUUCGAAUCUAUAGCAGAGAUUCAUCAGAGUUACUUGAGGACAUGAUGAUUGAAAUGCGGCGUUGUUACUCUAACCAGCUGGUUUCUGAUCGAUACAUCAUGCCAGAAUACUUUAUCCAGCCAGGACAUCUCUGUUGUGUAAAGAUUUCUGAGGAUAAGUGGUGGUAUCGAGUUAUUAUCCAUCGCAUCCUUGGUAAAAAGGAAGUUGAAGUGUUCUACCCAGACUUUGGAAAUAUUGGAAUUGUUCAGAAAUCCUCUCUGAGGUUCCUCAAGUGCUGCUACACAAAGCUUCCAGCUCAAGCUAUCCCUUGUUCUUUGGCUUGGGUGAGACCAAUUGAGGAACACUGGACACCCCAAGCUAUUUUGCAGUUCCAGAAGUUGUGUGGCUUGAAGCCAUUAGUGGGAGUGGUGAAUGAAUACAUAGAUGGAAUCCUAAACAUUUUUCUUUGCGAUACAUCAUCAAAUGAAGACAUCUAUUUCCAUCAUGUCUUAAAAACAGAGGGCCAUGCUAUUAUAUGUCGAGAAAAUGUACCUUCUAAGGGUUUCAAAAACCUAAACCCUUUAGCUUUAUAUACUAAAGCCGGUAGAGAGCCAGAUGAUGUGGUCUUGACAGAAUUGGGUUAUCCUUCCCAGCAGCGCUGUUUAAAGGAAAACCCAGAGAAAAGUCCACAAACCAAAGAUAACAUGUUACAUACCUUGCAGGAUGUUAAUAAUGAAAAGUCUUUAAGUGACCUUAAAUCUGUGCCAAUGGAACUAUUAAAUGAUUCUGAGUUUAAUCCGUUGAAAACCCAUAAGAGCUGUGAAGAAGAUCCCAAGUGGGCCAUCCUGGAGCCAAACAACCUGAAGGAAGACAAUGAGGAUGAGAUUCCUACUGGAAUGCCAUGCCUGGAAUCAGUGACCACAGGUGAUGAUAUUUGGGAUGAGAACUGGUUACCACUGCGGGCUAGAAUGGGAAAAGGUGACGCUGCUGUCUCCCAUCUGUUCACCUCAAGCCUUGCUGGAAAGGAACAGUACUCAUCAUGUGAAGAAAUACCACAGAAGGACUGGUGUUUUUCUCCAUCUGAAGAUGUAUGGGAUGGUUCAGGGCAACAUUCAGGCCUUGUUAAUGGAAUGAAUAUAGAAAUUCAGAAAGCAGAAGGGCUGGCUGCUCAAGAAAAAAAUACUGGCACAGCCAGAAUUGAAAUGGGUCCUUUGGAUUCUUCCACACUGCCUAAACUGGAGGAACUCUACAUCUCUCUUACCCCAUCACAGCUAUCGACAGAAGGGAUCCAGUUUGAAACUAGACACAUUAAGACUCAACCAAAAUACAGUCAGUUGUCCACACAGUUGUCCAAUUCAACUCCUGCAAUGGAUGACUCUCCAGAAAAAUUCUCUCCAUCUGUGGAGAGCUCUCCAGGGAGCAUAAAGAAUGAAGAUUUUUCUAGUAAUGAUGCUGUCACUGUGUUCAAGGACAAGAGUCAAGGUGGCAUAGACCAGCUCUCUCUGAUUUUGUCUCCCACGCACCAGAUUUCUCAGAAGCUCUACAUUCCUCGAAGCACAGCCACUGCUGCCUUAGGAGCUGCUGCCCGGCUGGCUACAUCCACGAGCCUCUUGCACUGGUACCCUAGUAUGAAAGGGUGGCAGCAUGCGGGGCAGGGCGGGGAGGCGGCUGGAGAGAAAUAGCAUUUGUAGUGAGGUUUUGUCUUCUAGUUUAAGUUUGCUGUUCACUUAGCUGAGUGGAUGUUGAUUUUUAUUUCAUUUUCAUGAUUUUAUUUCAUUGUGUAUGAUUUUGUUCACCUUUAUUUUUAAUGCAACAGUUCAAAGGAGUUUUUGUUUCUAUAAAUGUUUCUUGUACAUAUCAUCACUGAUAAAUGAAAACCGAAAAUCUGAUGUUUUGUGAUCCAUAUUUAGCAAGACAAAAGUAUUCUUACCUAUCUCCAGAAAGAGAAUGUUUGAAUCUUUAAAAUCUUAGGUUUUCUAUCAUAGAGCACCAUUUAUUUCAACCAAACUAUGUAACUAUGUCAACUAAACCUGUCCAUGUACUUUGUACCCCCAUUCCUAAAAAUUAAGAAAGGCUAUUUUUCAGAAUAAAUACCUGAGACAUAGUUGAGUCAUGUCUAAAAUUCCCUGCUUGUCACUUUUUAUGGUACAAGGGUUUUGAACUAAUGACCACAGGUACUCUACUACUUGAGGCAUGCCUCCAGCUUGUGUUAUUUAGCUUGGGUCUAUUUUUUUGUGUGUGGGGCUGGCCUUGCACCACAUCCUGUCUGUGCUUCCUGUGCAGCGGGGACUACCAACCAAUAAAACCAUCUUGAUUGAGAUUGGUGUCCCAUUUUUUGCUUGGCUGACCUCAUACUAAUUCUCCUGAUCUCUGCCUACCAAGUAGCUGAGAUUGCAGGCAUACCCCAC
This is a messenger RNA of Dipodomys ordii (Ord's kangaroo rat), 3882 nucleotides long. It is a transcript of the gene Tdrd5, whose product is annotated as tudor domain containing 5. The coding region runs from base 1 to 3156 and encodes 1051 amino acids. The transcript has 17 exons. Gene Ontology annotation, biological process: germ cell development; spermatogenesis. Lineage: Eukaryota; Metazoa; Chordata; Mammalia; Rodentia; Heteromyidae. The record is from RefSeq and is a predicted model, not a curated record.